This is a messenger RNA of Arabidopsis thaliana (thale cress), 3736 nucleotides long. Its product is annotated as DUF630 family protein (DUF630 and DUF632). Lineage: Eukaryota; Viridiplantae; Streptophyta; Magnoliopsida; Brassicales; Brassicaceae. The transcript has 3 exons. The coding region runs from base 947 to 2590 and encodes 547 amino acids. The record is from RefSeq and is marked reviewed.
AAAUAAACAAAAGUUAUGUUAGUAACGUCUUUAGUUAAAAAAAAAGUUUCAUAGAUGAAUAAAACAAACAAAAUUGCAUGUCCCACGCAGCUAUAAAAUAAGAAAAAAAAAAAUUGCAUGUCCUAACGCCACCUAAUAAUAAAUAAAGUGAAAUAAUAAGACAAACCAAAACACCAUUGACUCAUUGAGACUGAUGUCAAAAAAUGAGAAAAAACCAAUCACAUUGAGAGUUGAGAUUUUAACCAAUGCAAGGACAAUGGCAAAACCGAAAAUAAACGUAAAAAUCGAGGUUGAUAAUAACAUAACUCAUAAAAUCCGUAUUUUCAUGGUGUCUUCUUCUUCUUCUUCACCUUCUUCACUCAUCACUACUCACAAAUAUAUUUUUGACCGUUGUUCACUCUCACCUUCUUCACACGCUCCACAUCUUCUUCUGAUUGACCUUUAACACCUGAAAGGUUUUGUCUUCUCUCUCUAUCGUCCAAAAAUCUAAACUUUUCUGGUUUUAUUUUAUAGAUUUGGGUCCCUCAGUUUGUUUAUUUUACCUUUAUUUAUGAACAAAUGUGCAAAGGGUUUAGAUUUUAGCUCCUUGAAGGCUCAUAACGCAUAAAGUUCUUGGCUUCAUCGUUUUCUCUCUUGAUUAAUUUGGCAUUGUAUAUCUUAUGUCUGAUUGUGUGAAAAAACCACAAAUGAAAGGAGUUUAGACACAAAUCACAGUUUAAGACAAAAUUAUAGUCUUGUUUCUUUCAAAUUAUGCAAAAAAAUCAAGAAUCUGAGACAUAAGAGAAACGUUUAUGUCUCUCUCUUUUAAUCAAUGCUAUGUUGCUUUUCUCAACUGUUUCAAGCGUUAUUACAUUACUAGCUAAAAAUCUUGAUGUCUUGUUCUUAUUUUUGCAGUUUCUCCUCUUGAGCUUUGGAAUUGAAGCUAAGAUAAGAAAUUUAGAGAGAAAUGGGAUGUUCUCAUUCGAAGUUUGAUGACGAUGAAGCUGUUCAGAUCUGUAAAGAUAGGAAACGUUUCAUCAAACAAGCAGUGGAACAUAGGACUGGGUUUGCUUCUGGUCACAUUGCUUAUAUCCAGUCUCUGAGGAAGGUUUCAGAUGCUCUCCGGGAAUAUAUCGAAGGAGAUGAGCCACAUGAGUUCAUGUUGGACACAUGUGUCACUCCAGUGAAGAGAAUGAGCAGCUCAGGCGGCUUCAUUGAGAUAUCUCCUCCUUCAAAAAUGGUUCAGAGUGAGGCAGAGUCGAAAUUGAAUGUCAACAGUUACUUGAUGGCUAGUGGAAGCAGACCGGUUCGGGUUGAAGAAAAGCCUCCUAGAUCACCUGAGACUUUUCAGGUUGAGACUUAUGGAGCAGAUAGUUUCUUUGGGAUGAACAUGAACAUGAACAGUCCGGGACUAGGCAGUCACAAUAUACCGCCUCCUUCACCACAGAACUCUCAAUGGGAUUUCUUUUGGAAUCCAUUCUCGGCAUUGGAUCAGUAUGGAUACAGUUAUGAUAACCAAAAUGGUAUGGAUGAUGAUAUGAGACGGCUGAGGCGGGUUCGGGAAGAAGAAGGGAUUCCAGAUCUUGAAGAAGAUGAAUAUGUAAAGUUUGAGGAUCAUCAUAACAUGAAAGCAACAGAAGAUUUUAAUGGAGGUAAAAUGUAUCAAGAAGAUAAAGUAGAACAUGUUAAUGAGGAGUUCACGGACAGUGGAUGCAAGAUUGAGAAUGAGAGCGACAAGAACUGCAAUGGAACUCAAGAACGGCGCAGUCUUGAGGUGUCCAGAGGAGGAACUACAGGGCAUGUUGUUGGAGUUACAUCAGAUGAUGGAAAAGGAGAGACACCUGGUUUCACUGUGUACUUGAAUAGAAGGCCAACAAGCAUGGCAGAAGUUAUUAAAGAUCUUGAAGAUCAGUUUGCGAUCAUAUGUACCGCUGGUAAAGAAGUCUCGGGUCUGUUGGAAGCUAGUCGAGUUCAAUACACAUCCUCUAAUGAACUGAGUGCCAUGACAAUGCUGAACCCAGUAGCUUUGUUCCGCUCAGGCGGCUCAUCGAGAUCUUCUUCCUCAUCAAGAUUCUUGAUCAGCUCUUCUGGAGGUUCAAGGGCGAGUGAAUUCGAAAGCAGCAGCGAAUUUUCGGAAGAAUCUUGUAUGCUCUCGGGUAGCCAUCAAUCAACAUUGGACCGACUAUACGCGUGGGAGAAGAAACUCUAUGAUGAAGUCAAGUCUGGAGACCGAAUACGGAUUGCAUAUGAAAAGAAAUGUUUGGUGCUGAGGAAUCAGGAUGUGAAAGGAGCUGACUCUUCGGCAGUUGAUAAAACAAGAGCUACAAUAAGAGAUCUACAUACUCAGAUCAAGGUCUCUAUACACUCAAUAGAGUCUAUUUCCGAAAGGAUCGAGACUCUUCGCGACCAAGAACUGCUUCCACAGCUUCUUGAGCUUGUUCAAGGGUAUGCCAAAACAUCUUUCUUGUUUCCUGAAAACAUAUGUUUCUCUUUGACUGACAAUGGCAUUUUACAGAUUAGCUCAGAUGUGGAAAGUGAUGGCAGAGUGUCACCAGAUACAGAAGCGAACAUUGGACGAAGCCAAACUAUUACUUGCAACCACACCUUCUAACCGUCACAAGAAGCAACAACAGACUUCACUACCAGAGAUCAACUCUCAAAGAUUAGCUCGAUCAGCAUUGCAUCUUGUGGUUCAGCUUCGAAACUGGAGAGCCUGCUUCCAAGCAUGGAUCACAUCACAAAGAUCCUACAUACUCUCUUUAACCGGGUGGUUACUCAGAUGUUUCAGAUGUGACCCUGACCCAGAGAAAGUCACAUUAACGUCUUGUCCUCACCCAAUUUAUGAAGUCUGCAUCCAAUGGUCAAGGCUACUCAACGGAUUAAACGAGAAGCCAGUACUAGACAAACUCGACUUCUUUGCCUCAGGGAUGGGUGCAAUCUAUGCUCGGCAACUAAAGGAAGACACGUCUCCGGUAACAGAUUCUUCGAGGAAGUACUCAAGACCAGAGAGCAUGGAGCUUGUUGAAGCUGAGAAAGUGGAAGAAGAGAAGAUAAUGACUGCAGAGAAACUAGCUGAGAUUGCAGUUAAAGUACUCUGCCAUGGAAUGUCAGUUGCAGUGAGCUCACUCGCCGAGUUCUCCAUUAGCUCAGCCGAUGAACACUCGAAGCUAGUUACCCAUCGAGAGGAGGACAUGCCAGAGCAAACCAAGAUUUAAACUUUUCUAUUCUCAACUUCUCAUUUAUUUAUUUAUAUAUCCUUAGAAGAUUAGGACUUUAGGUUAGAUUAGCCAUGGAAGCUGCAUCAUCUACUAUCAAAAGAUAGUUUAGAUGGAUGGAGAUUUGUGUAAUAUUAAGACACAUAAAGUUAGUUCAGUUAGACUUCUAAUUUGGGAUUUUGGUCAUAAACUUAUCUUUAUAGAACCAAAUUCAUUACACCGUGUCUUAUAGUCAGAAUCUUUAUCAAAACCUGUCUCUUCUAAACUAAAUAGUUGCAGAACAAACACAAAAAGAUGAAUCUUUAGAAAGAAUCUUGAUGGUUUCUUGAACUCAAGCUAACAUAAAGAUCGAUGACAAACCUGAAUCAAUUAGUGAAAGUGUAAUUAAGAACAAUGGAAAGUGAGCUUAUCUCUUGAUCGUCUCUCUUCCAUGAUCGGUCACUGUAAGCUCGAAUUCGAUCGGAGUUUCGAGAAAAGAUCAGUUGGAUCGGGUUUGACUUUUUGACAUUUGGAUACAAUUAAAGCCUUUUUGUUUAUUUGCC